AUGAUUUCAGAGGUGCUCGGUUUGCUGCUUGGCCAAAUUUCUGUCCUAUCAAUGCGGCGUUUCUUUAAGGCUUUGCCAAAGCCAUGGAUUCAUAAAUAUGUGCAUCCGAUUAUUCUACGAUUCCUUCGAUGUGAUACACCAUCGGCUGAUAUUUUGUACUGUAAUAGGACGCAAUCAGAAUCAACGUAUGUUGCAGUUCCACCUUCAAUAUGUCAACACUUCCAAAGGUUUCAUACGAGAAUGAAAAUUAUCAUUGAUUCGAUCAGCCGAGCGUUACUUAAACUACACAACUAUGAUAAGCAAUUGAUAAGAUUUGAGGAAACACUUAUUGGCUCAGCGAUUGCAUUGAUUAUCAUUUUCGGUAUUCUUCUGACCGUCCUGUUGUGGUUACGACGUUUAUCGCAUACUUUGCCUAAUAGUUCCCCAGAAAAUAAUAAGAGGAAUGAGGAGGAAUAUAAUUGUUGGAAACAAAAGAAAAUUUAUCGAGAAAGAUCGGCAUCAGAAUCAUCCAUUACUGCGAAGUUUGCAUCAAACAUGGCUAAUUUAGGUGAAGAAGCAAAGAAGUCAACCGAAAAAUCACAAAGCAGUUCAAUAGAGCAAAGGGAAUUUAAUGCGGGAACAAACAAAGAGACGGUAUUGAACAUGCGCUCACGACAGCAUCAACAAAGUUGCAAUACCGAACUAUUCAACAGUGUUGGCAAUUAUAACGGUUGUCAAAUCCGAAGGAGAACUUUUAAUGAAGUAAAACGGCAGGAUAUCUCAUCAAGCAAGAAAUGUUGUGAAAAUAUUAAGCUAGCAAAGAAAGAGCAAAUUAAAUCUCGAUUCUUGCAGAGAUACGUUCCAAUUUUCCUGUUCUUCUCCGAUGGAUCACUCGACAAAGACAUUUUUCAUUCGUCGGUGAAACUUCAUCCAAUAAAAACUGCCAAACGAAGGAAGCGCCGUUAUAAAAGGAUUUUUUAA
This is a messenger RNA of Acanthocheilonema viteae, 960 nucleotides long. NCBI's taxonomy places the organism in Eukaryota, Metazoa, Nematoda, Chromadorea, Rhabditida, Onchocercidae. The record is from the annotation of a GenBank genome assembly.